Molecule: messenger RNA, 258 nt
Organism: Meloidogyne enterolobii
Lineage: Eukaryota; Metazoa; Nematoda; Chromadorea; Rhabditida; Meloidogynidae
Source: the annotation of a GenBank genome assembly
AUGGUUGAUCUUUUGAUAGCUUUGAGAGAGUAUCCAGAAGCUAUUAAAACUUUUAGAGAGGGCACAGAAUUGUUGGGGGAAGACAAUCUAUUUGAUGAGAAGGCUUUAGAAGAACUCGAAUCAGCAGAAAAAGUCACUGAAGAACUACAAUCUUUCGUUAGAAUUCAGCAAAUUAGAAAAGAUUUUGUUCACAGCGAUGUUGACGAGCAAUUGCUUUUUUCUGUUCCUUUUACUGCCGAUGGUAAAAAUUUUGUAUAA